Molecule: messenger RNA, 957 nt
Organism: Colletotrichum graminicola M1.001
Lineage: Eukaryota; Fungi; Ascomycota; Sordariomycetes; Glomerellales; Glomerellaceae
Product: MED6 mediator sub complex component
Exons: 2
Coding region: 1-957 (318 amino acids)
Biological process (GO): regulation of transcription by RNA polymerase II
Cellular component (GO): core mediator complex; mediator complex
Molecular function (GO): transcription coactivator activity
Source: RefSeq, a predicted model, not a curated record
AUGGCUAAUCCGAACGAGCCACCCCUGGACGAGAUCCAAUGGCGCGCGCCCGAGAUCGCGGCUUCGAUGCAGGGCAUCCACUCCAACAGCGUGCUCUUCUACUUUGCCGAGUCACCAUUCUUCGACCGCCAGUCCAACAACGCCGUCAUCACAAACCAAGCUAUGUUCAACCCGGCGCUGCUUAAGAACCUGGCGACACGUGAGGCCUUUGAGGGCGAGCUUGACAAGAUGAGCGGCCUCGAGUUCCGCGUGCUGCACGCGCCGGCCGACAUGGUUACCGGCACGGGCGUGUGGACGAUCGUCAAGCAAACGAGGCAGAAGAACCUCGACCGGAACAGGAUGGAGACGAGGCCUCUGGCGUAUUAUUUUGUGGUUGGGGAAAACAUCUACCAGGCGCCGACGCUGGGUGACAUUCUUAGCUCGAGAAUUGAGUCCAUUGCCGAGGCGAUGCGUAAGGUCCUCCCCGCAACAGAAAGUGUGCGCAAGUGGACGCCCUCCCUGGGCCACGUCUACACCCAGCCUACUCCCCCCUCCGCCCUCUCUCGCGUGACCGCUUCCAAGGAUGGCGGCGAAACCCCCAUGCCCGACGGCACCGCUGCGAACGCCAACGCCACGGCCGCCGCGAAGUCUGCCAUUGCAGCCAAGAAGGACUCGACAAAGAACGCUCUCGACCGGCUCGCGGAGGAGUCGUUCCUGAUCCACAUGCGCCACGGCGGCGACUACUUUGACGAGAACCCUAUCACAGGCCGGCCCGGCGACUUCCACUUCGCGAGCACGGGGCGCAAGGACAAGAUCGCGCCGCCGCCGCCGAAGCCGGUUCUCAACACGAAGCUGGCGGAGGAGACGAAGAAGGACGGGAAGGAGAGCAAGAGUCCCAAGACGCCUACCGUGCCGAAGCUCAAGAGGAAGAAGAGCAAGGUCGCGACGCCGGGGACCACCCCGGGGCCGUCUUCUUGA